UACAGGCCUCUGCUUCUUUGCAGAUGGUGCAUUGGUGAAUGAGCUAUACAGUUUGCUCCGUGAUCAGGAUCCUAUUGUAGUCGUGAAUUGUCUGAGGGCCCUGGAAGAGAUCUUGAAGAAGGAGGGAGGAGUUGUCAUCAACAAACCCAUUGCCCAUCAUCUUCUCAACAGGAUGGUGGAUCUGGAUCAGUGGGGGCAAAGUGAGGUGCUUACCUUCCUCCUGCGUUACACACCCCGCAGUGAGGAGGAACUCUUCGACGUGCUCAAUUUACUGGAUGGCUAUCUCAAAAGCAGCAGCCCCAGCGUUGUGAUGGCAGCCACCAAGCUUUUCCUAGUGCUGGCCAGGGAGUACCCACAUGUGCAGGCAGAUGUUUUGGUGAGAGUGAAGGGACCGCUGCUGUCUGCCUGCACCUCCGAGAGCAGGGAGCUCUGCUUCACCGCACUGUGCCAUGUGCGUCAGAUCCUUGGUAGCCUUCCUGGCCAUUUUAGCAGCCACUACAAAAAGUUCUUUUGUUCGUAUUCAGAGCCCCACUACAUCAAAUGCCAGAAGAUGGAGGUGUUGUGUGAACUGGUGAAUGAUGAAAACGUACAGCAAGUCCUGGAGGAGCUGAAGGGCUAUUGCACUGAUGUAUCGGUAGAGCUUGCCCAAGGGGCGAUCUCUGCCAUAGGCAAUAUUGCUAGGACAUACACAGAAGAGUGUGUGGGGAUUCUGACAGAGCUCCUGGGGCUUCAGCAGGCACAUCUCACUUCAGCGGUAGUGCAGGCUUUUCGGGACCUGGUUUGGCUGUGUCCUCAGUGCACGGAUGCCGUGUGUCGAGCACUGCCUAGCUGUGAGGACGCCAUCCAGGACAGUGAGGGCAAGCAAGCGCUGAUCUGGCUCCUGGGUGCACAUGGUGACAAAGUACCGAAUGCCCCCUAUGUUUUAGAGGACUUUGUGGAGAACGUGAAAUCAGAGAUGUUCCCAGCAGUGAAGAUGGAGCUUCUGACAGCGUUGGUGCGACUUUUCCUGUCUCGUCCUGCUGAGUGUCAGGACAUGCUGGGGAGACUGCUCUAUUACUGCAUAGAGGAGGAGAUGGAUAUGGCAGUACGAGACCGUGGAUUGUUCUACUAUCGCCUUUUGCAGUCUGGUGUGGAAGAAGUGAAACGGGUCCUGUGUAGCCCCAAGUCUGACCCCUCUCUGGGGCUCCUGGAAGACCAAACUGAGCGACCUGUGAAUACGUGGGCUUCAGAGUUUAAUACUCUUGCUCCAGUUUAUGGCAGAGAACGCUGGGCACUCGUCACUGCUCACCAGCCAGCAGAACCCUCUUACACUUGUUCUCCUUGUACUGACUCCAGGAGCAGAGACACAGAGUCACUGAUUUCUGAAGGGAAUCAAGAAGUCCUCAAGGUUCAUCCCGAUACAGGCAGCCUGACCUUAAUUCCUGAUGUUUACCUGACUGCAGAACAGUUUGAGAAGACCUGGCUGAGCUUGGACACGAGCUGUCACCUCUCUCUGCCCUGGUCUGGGACUGUUGAUCCGGAUACCGUACAGACGGCUCUUCAUGUUGUCCACAUCCAAACUAUUGCUAUGAGCAAAGCGGGCGUCCAGCCAUGGAAAGCUUAUCUCAGUGCUCAGGAUGACACUGGUUGUCUCUUCCUAGCAGAGCUCUUGCUUGAGGCAGCGGGUUCGGAGAUGCAGGUUUCAGUGAAGCAGAGUGAGGCAAAGCCAGAGGCCUUGCAAACCUUUAUUUCGGUGUUAAGGACAGUCAUGGGGGCAGUUGCUGGACUGGAGUCCUGAUUGUUCCCUGCUCCCAGUGGGAUACUGGCACAGGAAAAGUUUCUUUCUCUGGUUUCAUUUGCCAUACUUGAUGCAGGUUUUGUACUUGUAAACUGUGGGAGUGUUAGCAGCCUUUUCCUGGAGCAGGGCUGGGCCCAGCGAGCCCAUGUGGUGUGGGGGUACGGGGCUGCUGCAGCUGGUGAGUGGGGCAGGGUGAAGGGUCUGUCCUCCCCCUGGCUGGGGAAAGGGCAAGGGGAUGCGUUCAUGAGCUCGCUGCUGGGGUGAGUCACGGGAGUGGUGGCAUCUCUGGUGAUUGUCACAAGACGCUAACGUGACUGGGGGAACCAGAAAUGAGCAAAAUGUAUUUUGGAGAGUUUUCAUGAGAAUUGUAAAUCAUUCAAAAAACAGUUCAGGGGCUCCGGGACUCUGCUACUUGCCUCACGUUAGGGGGAAUGGUGCUUUGAAGAGAGAAGUGUUGAGUUCUUGGCUCCCUUUACAGGGGAUGCAGUUUUCUCUCUGAUAGAUGGAUUUCAAUAGCAGAGCCCCGUGCACCCGUACGUGAGGCUGCUGUGUCAGAUGGGUGGGCAGCGUACGUCGUGCUCACUGGAAACAGCAGGGUUCUUUUUCAAGAGAAAGUGCGUUUUCUAGAUGAAAUAUGUUACUGUACUGAUGAGUCUCCCUCUCUGAAAUUCCCCCUCAAGGCUGCGGUAGGAAGGCGCAGGAGCGUGCAUGUUGUGUAGGAUGCGCCUGUGUGAGUUAAUUCGGCGUUUGAUAAGAGUUUUGUAGCCCACAUCCCUGUGGCCGUGUCAGUGAGCUGUCAGCUCUUGGUACUCACACCAAUAGUGGAAGAAUUGCUGCUCAGAUAAUUAACCUAUAUGGAGUAUUAAAUUCUUUACCAUUCGUUACUUGGGAACUAGAAUGGAUAUUUAAAAGUUUGUUUUAUUUCUGCGCAGCGCUGCGGUCCUGUCCCCGCAGUACAGCACGUGAGGCUGCAGUGCUCCCUGGCUGAACUCUCACCGUUCUCGAAGUUACGCUCCGGCCAGCCUUGGGACUUGUGUCGGCAGCGCCUCAUCUGCUCUGCUGAACGUUACGGAGAGCUGGACUUUGUACGGUGUCCUGAAGUGUCCUUGUCACAGCCAUGUUUUACAGUGGCAAAACCCCGAGGAAGGCUUGAGGUUGAGGUGCGUAGGUGGCUGUAACAGGGCUUUGUGCUGCUCUGUAAGAAGUAGCUUUGUUAACCAUUCUGUAAGAUUUCUUGUAAUCUUUAAUUUCUUUUAUUGCCUGUAUUGUACCUUUAAAUGGCAGUAUGCCUUCUGUGCACCCACUGAAACACUGCUGUCACUGCUAAACAACAGGGUUGGGAUUUUAUUGCUGAGUUUCCUAAUAAAAAUGUGAAUUGUU
This is a messenger RNA of Egretta garzetta (little egret), 3157 nucleotides long. RefSeq names its product adaptor related protein complex 4 subunit beta 1 (gene AP4B1). Gene Ontology annotation, molecular function: clathrin binding. The coding region runs from base 173 to 1777 and encodes 534 amino acids. The transcript has 7 exons. Lineage: Eukaryota; Metazoa; Chordata; Aves; Pelecaniformes; Ardeidae. Gene Ontology annotation, cellular component: clathrin adaptor complex; membrane coat. The record is from RefSeq and is a predicted model, not a curated record. Gene Ontology annotation, biological process: intracellular protein transport; vesicle-mediated transport.